Molecule: messenger RNA, 1950 nt
Organism: Zygosaccharomyces rouxii
Lineage: Eukaryota; Fungi; Ascomycota; Saccharomycetes; Saccharomycetales; Saccharomycetaceae
Product: MFS transporter
Exons: 1
Coding region: 1-1950 (649 amino acids)
Biological process (GO): intracellular polyamine homeostasis; transmembrane transport
Molecular function (GO): polyamine transmembrane transporter activity
Source: RefSeq, a predicted model, not a curated record
AUGCAUUCAGAAUGUUCAAAUGCUGAUCUGUCUGCCCCGGAUAGUCAAAACUCAUUAAAAAGCGAUGAGCAUCCAUUACCGCAGCGGUUUAAUAAAGGGGACGCUAGUUCAGUAUCUACUACUUUAGAACCUUCUGAAGAUCUCAAAGGAUUAUCUAAAUUGAAAGAUAGACAACUGUGGGUGACUCGAAAUGAACGUAGAGGUGUAGUAGCUAAUUUAUCGUUGAUUCCAGAGUUCAAGGACUCGAGAGAUUAUCCAGAAAGCGUUAAAAAAUCCAUUGUCUUUGUUAUUGCAUUCUCAUCAAUGAUGGGACCUAUGGCGACUUCAAUAAUUUUCCCGUCGAUUCAUGAGAUAGAGAAGGAUUUUAGUACUACGUCUAUGGUGGUUAACGUCUCAGUGGGUGUCUAUCAGAUUAGUCUCGGAGUUUUUCCGCUGUGGUGGUCUUCCAUAUCAGAGAUGAAUGGCAGGAGAACCGUUUACGUGGUUUCGUUUAUGUUACUGUUGGGAUUUAACAUUGGGUGUGCGCUAUCGCCUAAUAUUGGUGCUUUCAUAGCUUUAAGGUUUUUAUCAGGUGCAGCAUCUGCAUCGGUACAAUCCGUGGGAGCGGGAACAGUUUCUGAUCUUUACGUAUCAGAACAAAGAGGCAGGAACCUGGGAAUAUAUUAUUUGGGGCCCUUAUUAGCUCCUUUAAUUUCACCAAUUAUCGGAGCUGCAUUGGUUUCUCACUGGUCUUGGAGAUCUACACAAUGGUUCUUGGUUAUUUUGGCGGGUGCUAACGUUUUGAUUUUAAUACUAUUCCUACCAGAAACGUUGAGAAAGCAAGACAAUAGUGCUGCGAUAUCUGCAGUGUUGCAAGAACGUAGAGGUCUUUUACCGUCACAACAACAUGAAAAAGUAUUAGAACUAAUUGAUGUGGAUCGACAUUCUGGGCGUGAAAUCGAGUCUUCUCCUGAGGGGCUUUUCUAUCCAGUUGAUCCAAGCACAAGCUUGCAUCGUAUAAUUUCUGAGAAUAGUAGCUCUCGUAACUAUGGUCUUUUGGAACCCAACAUUGAUAUGGAUGCUCCACAGGUAUCAAGAAUUCAAUCCCAUCAUCCAAACUUACAAAAAAUGAUGCGUGAGGAUGAUUUAAGAAGGGUUCAGCACGAUGUGAGGGAAGGCAUUUCUAAACUAGCUUCAAAAUUUACGGAGGCUACUUCAUCUGAUAUAUCUCCUUCACCUGAAAGCAAAUGGGACACAUUUAAGCGCCUAGCUUAUAUCUAUCUGUUUAGACCCAUCAAGUCUGUUUAUUUCCUAAAGUAUCCUCCGGUGAUGUUGGCCAUUAUCUUUUCAUCCGUUUCAUUCUCCAUUCUCUAUUUUGUAAAUAUGACUUUGGAAUACGAUUACUCGAGAUCACCUUACAAUUUUCCACCAAUGCUUGUAGGUCUCAUGUACAUACCGAAUUCAGUGACCUACAUACUAGCUGCUAUCCUUGGUGGUAAGUGGGUUGACUACUUAUUAAUUCAAUAUAAGGCAAAGCAUGGAAUUCUGGCACCAGAGGCACGUAUUUCUUGGAACAUCGUUACCGCCGUGAUCAGUUUCCCCAUCUCGUUAGUCAUUUUUGGAUGGUGUAUAGAUAAGGGAGAACAUUGGGAAACACCAUUGGUUGGUACUGCUCUAUUUGGUUAUGCUUCCAUGAUGACUAUUGGCGCCACGGUAUCGUAUCUGGUAGAUUCACUGCCCGGCAGAGGUGCUACGGGAGUUGCAUUAAACAAUUUGAUCAGACAGCUGCUAGCGGCUGUUGCAGUCUUUGUUACAGAACCUUUGAUCAAGGGUAUGGGAACAGGAUGGUUAUUUACGAUGCUGGCAUUUAUCAUUAUCGCUGCCGCAAGUGUCCUGGUGAUCAUAAAGAAACACGGCGAUUAUUGGAGGGAGAACUACGAUUUACAGAAAUUAUACAAUUAUUUAGAAUAA